Molecule: messenger RNA, 369 nt
Organism: Ctenocephalides felis (cat flea)
Lineage: Eukaryota; Metazoa; Arthropoda; Insecta; Siphonaptera; Pulicidae
Exons: 3
Coding region: 83-304 (73 amino acids)
Biological process (GO): mitochondrial electron transport, cytochrome c to oxygen
Cellular component (GO): mitochondrion
Source: RefSeq, a predicted model, not a curated record
AACUCUACCUGUCUGACAGUCGUCAAGAAAAGACUACUUAUCAUUCGGUUUUCACAAAUAAUACAAAAACCAGAUUAUUAAAAUGAUUGGAGUCCGCGCCAUCACAAAGUCGUCCCCAGUGGUCAGAACUCUUUUGCAACAGACCAGGAACUUCAAUGAUGCUUAUCCAGUAGUAUCAGGGCCCCCAAGGACUAAGAUUUCUACUGCUGAGAAAAUUGUCCAUGGAGCCGUCAUCACAGUCGGUUGCUUGGCCAUCCCCGCUUGGGUGCUCCUCCAUUUGCAAGAAUACAAAGGAGAACAAUAAACAAUGAAAAUUCUUAGUAAAUGUGUGAUAAGUGUAAAUUUAACUAAAUACAAAGGAAUAAAGUA